Pecten maximus is the source of this 1010-nucleotide messenger RNA. RefSeq lists its product as uncharacterized. The coding region runs from base 29 to 973 and encodes 314 amino acids. The record is from RefSeq and is a predicted model, not a curated record. Lineage: Eukaryota; Metazoa; Mollusca; Bivalvia; Pectinida; Pectinidae. The transcript has 2 exons.
CUCUCAAGAUGCUAGUGUUUUUGAUAAUAUGUUUAUAAAACAUAGAGUAAACUGUGAUGAUAAAAAGAACAAUGCAGGUAACCGGUUGAUUGAUUUCUGUAAAUUCAAUGACUUAUUUAUAUGCAAUGGUAGAACCGGUCACGAUAAAAGUGUUGGUAAACUCACUUGUAAAAACGCUAGUGUGGUUGAUUAUGUAUUAUGCUCGUCAAAGCUUGUUAAAAAUAUCGAUGAUUUUGAAAUCUUAGAUUUUAAUUCCUUAUUAUCUGAUGUACAUUGUCCAAUUUCAUUUACCUUACAUUUUGACGAUGUUUUAAAUACUACUAUUUCAUGUAAUAAUCCAACAAAAAUGGAGGAGGGAAUUAACAAAUGGAAGGCUGAAAAAGCGGUGGAUUUCGUUAAUAAUAUUGAUGAUGACUCGAUCAAAUAUAUUACUGAUUUGAUUAAUAACUGUAAUGACCCAUUGGAACUUAAUAUUGACGAGCUGAUAGAUAAAUGUUGUAAUAUAUUAUUGCACGCAGCUAAAAAUUCACUUGGCAUUAAUAUUAAGAAACGUAAUGUGAAUAACAAGUCAGUCGCAUCCAAUAAACCCUGGUUUGAUCUUAAUUGCAAAAAAGCUAGAAAAACAUACAGACAAUGUAAAGUUCAGUACAGACGGCGUCGUAACGAGUAUUUUUAUAAUAAAUACAAAGAAUCUGAAAAAGCUUAUAAAUAUACUAUGAAUAAAAGUAUUAAAACUUAUAAAUAUGAUGUACGAAAAAAGUUGGAAACUAUGAAAAGCAAGAAUCCAAGAGAUUAUUGGAAGCUGCUGAAAGGUAAUGGAAAUAGAAAACCUAAAGGAAAAAUUCCUCUAGAUACUUUUUUCAAUUUUUAUAAAGACCUCAACGCAAGUGUUGAUGAUGGUAUUACUGAUUUACAUGAAGGUCAUGAUGGCCCUAUUAAUGAAUUUUUUAAUUCUGAUAUAACCAAAGAUUAGGUUGAAAAGGCUAUUAGAUCUUUGAAAAACAACAAAU